AUGAUCCAGUCUUCAGCUCAAGUGACCAUUAUUGAGCAACAUCAUGUCGGUCCGGCCGGGAUAAACGACAACAGUGGUAUUUUUUCGCUUGAAGUGCCUCCAGACUGUACAGUAUUUACACUCAAAGAGUUUAUCCAAGCAGAAUCCCAGAUUCCCAUAGCCUCCCAGAAUCUCUAUUACAACGGACAACUCCUCAGCAAUGACUCUAAAACCCUAGAACAGCUAAAUAUCGGUGACGGCGAAAUGUUAGCUAUACAUGUGAGAGAUGUGGGAGAUAGGUCUACUCAGCUCGGAAGUCAGCGCACAAACCAAACAUCCUCAAGACAAGGACAAAGAGCCCUGCAUGGUGAUGUAGACGCUGAAACGAUUCGACUACAGCUGCUGGGAAAUCCCUCAGCACGUGCACAAGCUGCAAGCCAACGACCAGAGCUAAUAGAUGUGAUCGAGAGCCCUGAGAGAUUUGCUUCUUUGUUUAACCAGAUGAAAGAUCAGGAAAGGAUCGAGCAGGCUCGGAGAAGACAACAGAUUGCUGACCUUAAUGCGGAUCCGUUUGAUGUCGAUGCCCAAUCGAGGAUUGCGGAAAUUAUUCGAGAGGAACGUGUUCAAGAGAAUCUCCAAAGCGCCAUAGAGCAUAACCCCGAAGUUUUUGGGCACGUCCAUAUGCUCUAUAUUGAUGUCGAGGUAAACGGUAUAAAAGUGAAGGCAUUCGUUGACUCUGGCGCCCAAGCUACAAUAAUGUCGCCCUCUUGUGCCGAAUCUUGUGGCAUCAUGCGACUAGUAGAUAAGCGCUUUGCUGGAGUAGCACGUGGUGUAGGUACUGCCGCGAUUAUUGGAAAGGUCCACUGUGCACAAAUCAAAAUUGGGUCCCUCUUUUUACCCUGCAGCUUUACGGUCAUGGAGGGUAAAAAUGUCGAUUUACUCCUAGGUCUAGACAUGCUCAAACGUCAUCAGGCAUGUAUCGACUUAUCUCAAGGUAAGCUCGUUAUCCAAGGCACCGAGGUACCUUUUCUCGGAGAAGCAGAUAUUCCAAAAUUCUUUGAAUCUGAGCUACCUAAGAUCAUUCGACCUACAGGAACUUCAAUGCACAGCAAAUCAGGCGAUAACCAGACUUCCCGGACGGCAGAAAUCCGAAAACCGUCACAAACUUCAGUGCCAAUCGAACGGCCCACGUUUCCCACUAAAGAUAUUGAGCAACUAGUAGCAUUGGGGUUUUCUAUAAACGAAGCAACACAAGCUUUGGCGGCUUGCGGUGGAAAUGUUGAAUAUGCUGCAGGAUUAUUAUUUCAGGGAUGA
Messenger RNA from Blumeria graminis f. sp. triticale, 1293 nucleotides. The record is from the annotation of a GenBank genome assembly. Lineage: Eukaryota; Fungi; Ascomycota; Leotiomycetes; Helotiales; Erysiphaceae.